This is a messenger RNA of Symbiodinium necroappetens, 465 nucleotides long. NCBI's taxonomy places the organism in Eukaryota, Dinophyceae, Suessiales, Symbiodiniaceae. The record is from the annotation of a GenBank genome assembly.
AUGUCCGUUUCGAAGAUUUGGCAGAUUUCUUACCAGAACUUCAAGAAGCUCAUCAACCCUUCGUUCGCAGGUGUUGAAGAAAAGGAAGACAUGGAUGCGAUCAUGGCCAGAACUCAUUUGAUCGUCAUUACCGACAACGGCAUCUACCACCGUUUAGCACCAACCUCGAAAGAUCCAGUGCCUUUCAUUCGGUGGGAAGAUGGUAUGCCCAAGGAUCUUCUUGACCCCUCGCAACAAGCUAUCUUCAAAGCGUACAAAAUGGACCCGCACUCUAAGAUCUACCUGCUCUCUUACCACGAGGACAUGGCCUGGUCGCAAGAGUUCUUGCGGAAAGUGCUUAACGGCGAAACGGUUCCACGCACGAUGACCGUCAUCCAUGCAAGCGGUUUUGGUAUGCAUAGGCAAGCUGUACCCGUUCAUCCCCGACUUCUGUCCGAAGAACGAGUUCGCGUGAAAGUCAAGCAG